AUGCACCACGACAAACAAAUAGCUCAAGUGAAUAAAGAAAAACUAAAACCAGAAAUAAUUAUGGACUAUAAUAGAACCAAAAGUGGAGUUGAUACAAUGGACUAUAUGACAGAAAACUACACCGUUGCCAGGACAAGUGUACGUUGGCCAUUGACAAUUUUUUAUCCGUUGAUGAAUAUUGGUGGAAUAAAUUCGCAAACUAUUUAUGAAGCCAACACAAAAAAUAAAAUAUCACGUCUUUAA
Molecule: messenger RNA, 243 nt
Organism: Macrosiphum euphorbiae (potato aphid)
Lineage: Eukaryota; Metazoa; Arthropoda; Insecta; Hemiptera; Aphididae
Source: the annotation of a GenBank genome assembly